AUGGAGUUCAAUGGAGAACCUGAUUAUGGUGAAAGACCCGAAGAACAUAAACUGAAAGAACAGAUUGAACAGCUACAAACACAGAAGAUAAAGGUUGAAAAUGAGAUAAAGCAGAACAAAUUAUUAAAAGACAAACAAAGAAAAGAAAUGGAAAGGAAAAGGCUUGAAGAGUUAAAGAUAAAACAGGAGAUGGAAAGGAAAAAGGAAGAAAGGUUAAGAAAACUGAAAGCUGAAAAGGAUAGGUUAGCAAAGGAAUUGAAUCAACAAGAGAAUACUCUUCGUAGUCUGAAGGAAGAAACCGAGUAUGAACGAAAGAGAAAAACAGAAAGGCAAAGCAAAGAUAAGACAGAAAUUCAAGAGGUUUUGAAAGAAAAAGAUCAUUGGAAAGGGAAAUUACUGAAACCUACGAUACCCAACCUUACAGAAGAUACAUUUGACGACUGGAAAAUUGAAGUAGAAGUGAUCAUGAAUUCAGGCCUAUAUGAAGAAAGUAUGUUAAGACAAGCAGUAAGGAACUCCCUUUGUGGCCAAACAAGAAAGAUCUUACUCACAAUACCACCGUCAACUACUACAAAGGAAAUCAUAAGCAAGUUGGAAAAUGUUUAUGGCAAUGUAAGAUCAGGUGAAUCAGUGUUAGCAGAGUUUUAUAUGUGUAGACAAGGAAGAGAUGAAGGAAUAGCAGAAUGGGGAAUCAGGUUAGAAAGCAUUAUCCAAAAAGCAAUAGUGAAAGGACACAUAAAAGAAAGCCAAAAGGAAGAAAUGCUAAAAACAAGAUUUUGGAGACAGCUUUACAGUGAAGAAAUUAAGAAUGCAACAAGAAUGUAUUUUGAAACUGCACAAACAUUUGAAGAAUUGAGAAAGAAGGUAAGGGUAGAAGAGAAUGAAAUGAAAAUUGCCCGAGAUGAACCUAUGAUAGAUGAGAAAUCAUACACCAUUAAAGAACAAGCACAGACUAAGGAACAGAGGAAUGUACUAGAGGACUUAGUUGAUAGAAUGAAACAUCUAGAAACAGAAAUUAGUAAGGCGAAAAUAACAGAUAACGAGAACAGAAGUAGAUACAGAGACUACCAUAGAACAGACAGAGGAUAUAACAGAAAAGACGACACGUAUGAUAGAGAGAGGAGAUACUAUAGAAGGGAUAGAUACGACGACAGAUAUAAUAAAGAAUAUGCAAGAGAAAGAAGAAGUGACGACACAUACUACAGAGAUAAUAGAAGAAGAAACAACGAUAGAUAUAACAGAGGCAACGGAAUAGAUAGAAGAUACGGCGACAGAUAUAGUGAUUAUAGAGAAAGGAGAAGAUACAGCCCACGAGAUAGGAGAAAUGAUAGAACUGAUUAUUUGGACCAAGACAACGAAAGAAGAUACUACAGAGAUUACAGGCAAACAAGUGAGAAAGAAAAUAGAGAUAGAAGACGACUAGACAAUGAAAGAGAACACAAAUAUUAUGAGGAUAACAGAUCACCAAGUCAUCGAGAUAGUGGAUACAGGAGAGAACCAGGAGAAGAAGGAGGCUAUAGAUAUAACAGAGAAGAAAGAAGACAGACUACAAACAAUGAAGACAAAAGUAAUAGUAAUGUAAAUGCUGAAAGGAAAGAUAGGGAUAAUAGAGAAGAAAAACACAGGAAUUAUGAGAAACAGGAUAAGAAGAGUUCUUUAAACUCAAGGACGUCUCUGUCGGGGAGCAGAUAG
Mercenaria mercenaria is the source of this 1692-nucleotide messenger RNA. RefSeq names its product trichohyalin-like. The record is from RefSeq and is a predicted model, not a curated record. Lineage: Eukaryota; Metazoa; Mollusca; Bivalvia; Venerida; Veneridae. The transcript has a single exon. Bases 1 to 1692 code for a protein of 563 amino acids.